Hyphopichia burtonii NRRL Y-1933 is the source of this 3228-nucleotide messenger RNA. RefSeq names its product Kel1p (gene KEL1). The coding region runs from base 1 to 3228 and encodes 1075 amino acids. Gene Ontology annotation, cellular component: cell cortex of cell tip. The record is from RefSeq and is a predicted model, not a curated record. Gene Ontology annotation, molecular function: protein binding. NCBI's taxonomy places the organism in Eukaryota, Fungi, Ascomycota, Pichiomycetes, Serinales, Debaryomycetaceae. The transcript has a single exon.
AUGGCUCGUUUUAAGUUUGGUAAAAGUAAAAAGAAGGUGGAUGAUUCUGAGACCUCCAUGACUAGUUCAGAGCAGGAUCAUAUAGAAGAUCGUCCUAAUUCGAUGUAUCAAGGAUAUAAAGAGAGUCAGCCUCUCCCUGAAAGACCAGAAGUAUCGCUGGUGCCAGAGGAGCAAGAGCCUUUACCAGAGCCGGUACCAGAGAUAUUACCCCAGCCGGUGUUAUCAGAACAGAUGGGACAGUCAGUCCCAACUGGACUGGAUGUAAUGAGUCCAUGGAAACGAAUCAAACUAUACGAUUCACCCUUUCCUCGUUAUAGACAUACCGCAUCAGCGAUUUCUUCUGAUAAAAAUGAAAUUUUUUUAAUGGGAGGAUUGAAGGAAGGAUCAGUUUUUGGAGAUACUUGGAAGUUGGCUCCUAAAGAUGAUGUAUUCGUGGCUAAGAACAUUGAAGUAGCUAAUAAUAACAAUCCUCCAGCUAGAGUUGGACAUUCGUCGGUUUUAUGUGGUAAUGCUUAUAUUAUUUAUGGUGGUGAUACCGUUGAUACUGAUUUUAAUGGGUAUCCUGAUAAUAAUUUCUAUUUGUUCAAUAUCAAUAAUAAUAAGUACACUAUUCCAUCCCAUAUUUUGAAUAAACCAAACGGGAGAUAUGGACAUACAAUUGGAGUUAUUUCGUUAAAUUCAACUCUGUCAAGAUUAUACUUAUUUGGGGGUCAAUUAGAACUGGAAGUAUUCAAUGACUUAUACUAUUUUGAAUUAAAUACUUUCAAAAGUUCAAAGGCAAAAUGGGAAUUAAUCGAUCCAAUGAAUAAUUUUAAACCUCCUCCAAUUGCAAACCAUUCAAUGUCAAUAUACAAAAAUAAAAUUUAUAUCUUUGGUGGGAUUUAUAAUAACGAAAAAGUUUCAAAUGACUUAUGGUGCUUUGACGCAUUGAUUAAUAAAUGGUCGCAAUUACCCACCUCGGGUAAUAUUCCUCCUCCAGUUAAUGAACAUUCUUCCUGUAUCAUUAAUGAUCAAUUGUUUAUCUACGGGGGGAAUGAUUUCCAUGGUCUUAUUUACGAUGCUUUAUACGUUUUGAACUUACAUACCUUGGUUUGGUCAAAAUUAUCCAAAGAUAUUUCCAAUGGACCAGGUCCAAGAUGUGGUCAUUCCAUGACUUUCUUACCUAACUUUAAUCAAAUUAUCAUUAUGGGUGGUGAUAAAAAUGAUUAUUUUUCAAAUUCUGACCCUCAAGAUUUAUCAACUUAUGAGUUUUAUAACGGGGAAGAAUUAGGCACAAUGCUAUACGCUCUUGAUUUAAAUACAAUUAAUCAAUUUCUUGACCUGUCCUUAAUUGCUUCUCCAAAUAAGAAAAAAAUCGCCGCUUCUUCGGCUCCAAAAAGACCAGAAUCUCCUUCUGCCUCAAUACAAGAUCUCAAUAAACAAUCUCUCCAACGCCAUGCUAGAUCCUUCUCUGCUGGCCCAGAAGAUUUUAGAACUCCAACCGGCUCUCCUGGUAGAGGUGGUUUCAAAGAACCAAGAGACGUUUCCUUUGUGGAUGUGGAUGUUCCCUCAUCGACUAACAUGAGUGAAAAAGAUUUAACUAAUGACACCGAUCUUCAUAGUAAAAAUUUAUUACCUCCUUCAGCUGAUUUAAAUCAAGUCUCCCCGGGUUCCGCUAUAAAUUCAGAAAAUUCAAAUGGUCAUGCUUCCUUGUUAGAUAAUUAUAAUUAUGCAGACUCAACUGAAAAUUUGAAAGAUUCAACCCCAAUAGUGGAAAAUUCCCCAACAAUUGAACCAGCUCCAAUCGAACCAAUCGAGCCAAUUGAACCAGCUCAACCGGUUGAACCAGUUCAAAAAAGAGGUUUAUUGGGUGCUUUAAACGGUGCUCAAAGAGAUCGUUCUGCUGAAGAUGCUAAAGUUAAAAAAAUCAUUAGCGAAUUAACUAAUGAAUUAAAUGAAUUGAAAUCUUCCACUAAGAUUCAAAUGCAAAAUGCAACUGAAAAAAUCAAUAGCUUGGAAAUUGAAAAUAACGCUUACAAACAAAACGAUCAAUCUACUCAAAUUAGAGAUUUACAAAAUUCUCUCAAUGAAAAGGAAACUAUCUUACAAGAAUUGAAAAAUUCAAUUGAUCCUUCAGCACUUUCUGUUGAUAAUGAGUCCGAAAGUUUACCUUCUUCAGAUACAAAAGGUAUAACUGAAUUAACAAAAUAUAAGUUGGAUAGAAUGGAACUCAAUAAUAAAUUAAUUUACUUGGAACAAGAAAAUCUUCGUUUAUCUGAUAAAUUUAAUAAAUUUGAACCUUUCAUGAAUAAUCAAAUUGGUGAUUUAUCUAACUUUCAAAAAAUCAUUAAAGUUCAAGAGGAAAAAAUCCACAAUUUAUCUCAACAAGUUAAAGAUGAACAAAUUUUAAGAAAAGAAAUUAAUGAUUGGAAAUAUAAAUUUGAAAAUUUAAAUUUAGAAUUUGAAAAUUAUAAAUCUAUUCAUAAUGAUGAGGAAUUUUCUGAUGAUGAACAAAUUAUUGAUGAAUCAGGUAAUAGAUCUAUUACUAGUGGUGCCACUGGUACUACUACCGGUAAGAAAUCUAAGAAGGAUAUUUCUUCUCAUUUGGAAAAUUUGGUUGGGUUAUGGUCUUCUAAUCCUGCUAACUAUACUCAACCUACUGAAGCUGAAGCAAGGAAUCUUGAAAAUCCAAAUGAUAAUCCAGUGGUUCUUAAAUUACAACAACAAGUUAAUGAAAUUUUAAGAAUCUCAAAAGAGCAACAAGAAGGUUCUCAAUCCGAAGUUAAACUUUUACAAGAUGAAUUAUCUCAAAAAUUACAAGCUUUGAAAACUUUUGAAAUUAAUUAUCGUGAUGCUUUGCAAUCAGUUAAUAAUACUAGUAAAGCUCUUAAUUUAACUCAAGAUGAAUUGAAUAGUCAAAGAAAUAUGAUUGAAAAAUUGAUUAAAGAAAAUAAUGAAUUGAAAUUAUUCAAGAAAGCUUCAAGAAGAAUAAGUUCCAGAGCUACACCUCCCUCUAUUAGUGAAGAGAAAUUUUCCAAAUCAUCAUCUCCAAUUCCUGAAGCAGUUCCUGAGUAUAAUAAAAGUGAAGAGGAUGAUGACGAAGUUGAUGGUAUAACUAGUGCUCACUUCAAUAUGAAGAUAAAAGACUUGGAAGCAGACUUAUUUAUCUUAAAACAAGAAAGAGAUCAAUUGAAAGAACAAGUCACUUCAUUACAAAAACAAUUAUACUUGGCCCAAAACAACUCAUAA